GUCGCCGCUGGGGGCCGCCACACAGUGCUGCUCAGGAGCGAUGGCACGGCCGUGGCCUGCGGCUAUAAUGACGAGGGCCAGUGCGACAUCCCCGCGCUGGUCGGCGAUGUGACCUACACGCAGGUCGCCGCUGGAGGCCGCCACACAGUGCUGCUCAGGAGCGAUGGCACGGCCAUGGCCUGCGGCUAUAAUGACGAGGGCCAGUGCGACAUCCCCGCGCUGGUCAGGGACGUGACCUACUCGCAGGUCGCCGCUGGAGCCGGCCACACAGUGCUGCUCCGGAGCGAUGGCACGGCCGUGGCCUGCCGCCAUUUUGACGAAGGCCAGCACGACCUCCCCGCGAUGGUCGGGGGCGUGACCUACUCGCAGGUCGCCGCUGGAGGCGACCACACAGUGCUGCUCCGGAGCGAUGGCACGGCCGUGGCCUGCGGCUGGAACGACCAUGGCCAGUGCGACAUCCCUGCGCUGGUCGGGGACGUGGUCUACGUCGCCCACCUGCUGCCGACGUUGCUCUUGCAGGCGCGGCUCGAGGGCGGCUCGGUGUGCUUCGUGACCCUCGGCGGCGCGGAGCGCUGCAGAGUGCCUUGGGCGGGGCCCGCCGCUCGCCUCGAGGACGUGUACGGCCAGCUGACGGAGGCCCGUCGUGCGGGCAGGAUGGGCACGGGAGCCUGGGGGGUCGACGCGGUCCUGCCAGACGGCCGGCUGAUCAGCAGGGCCUCGGCGGAGGAGACGGUCGCCAGCGCCUUCGGGGCAGGCUGA
Messenger RNA from Prorocentrum cordatum, 759 nucleotides. The record is from the annotation of a GenBank genome assembly. NCBI's taxonomy places the organism in Eukaryota, Dinophyceae, Prorocentrales, Prorocentraceae.